This is a messenger RNA of Penicillium subrubescens, 1116 nucleotides long. RefSeq names its product ankyrin repeat domain-containing protein. The coding region runs from base 1 to 1116 and encodes 371 amino acids. Gene Ontology annotation, molecular function: protein binding. NCBI's taxonomy places the organism in Eukaryota, Fungi, Ascomycota, Eurotiomycetes, Eurotiales, Aspergillaceae. The transcript has 3 exons. The record is from RefSeq and is a predicted model, not a curated record.
AUGGUCAAACUUCUCAUUGGUCAUGGUGCUGAUGUUAAUGUCCAAGAUGAGCAAGAAAAGUCAGCCUUACUUCAUGCCGCAAGAGUCGGGGACGUCAGUUUAAUUCUGACCCUCCUCGACUGCGGCGCCGCGAUUGACCACGCCGAUAGGUUGCGCUACACUCCGUUACUCCUCUGUCAACUUUACAAAACAGGCCUUCGAGAUACUCCCCUUCAUCAAGCAUCCAGGGCGCGCGAUACAAACGUGGUGAAAGUUCUCCUUGAAAAAGGAGCCUGUGUGGAUCCGCACCCCGGAUUUACGUCCCCGCUUCAUGCUGCUUUGUCUCAUUGGAGGGAUAUCAAACGCGAGAGUGAUGGUGAGGAAACUGUCAGACUCCUUUUAGAAGCCGGAGGAGAUCCAAAUGCGACAUGUCCCCGAGAGGAUGCUCCCCAACUCAGACACACGCCAUUGAUGAGAGCCAUAGCAAGUGCAUCGAUCACAGUUGUUAAGCUUCUGUUGGAUCAUGCCGCGAAUUUUAAACCAAAAAUCGAGCAAAAGUGGUCUCCUCUAAACAGUGCUGCCAACAAAAGCAUGCUUUGUGGGGACAGAGAAAAGGUUGAAGCUCUGCUAUCUCUCGGUGCUGACAUCAAUGCUUCCGACUACUACCUGGAGACACCGCUAACGGUGGCUGCUCUGCAAGGAAUGCUGUCAAUGGUCGACUACUUGCUUGAUCGAGGCUCCAUAGUGUCCGCUGAAGAUAUCGCAGGAAACACAGCAUUGUUUCAUGUCGCUGGUGCAGGAUACGAGGAGGUUGCUAGGCUUUUGUUAGAGAAAGGGGCAAAUAUUCAUCAUAAAAAUGCCCUCAUGGAAACACCGCUGUUUUGGGCUGCCCGGAAUGGACAUGCCACAGUGACUGAUCUACUUCUUACACGCGGCACCGAGGCAGAUCCGCGUAACAUGUUCCUCGAAACACCAUUACUACAUGCAGCCAGCGAGGCGGAUGCUUUCAAUGAGGAAAAAUAUACUCCCACGGUUCAUCUCUUGGUCGAACGUGGAGCUAAUGUCGAUCCGACAUAUCAUGACACUGACACCAUAGGCGUGUACGAUCUCUUGGUGGAAAAAAUGUGUCAAAUUUGA